AUGUCAGAUCUAAUCUUCCCUAUCCCGAUAUCUCAAUCAUUGAUCGUAUUGUUUUAUGAAUUUAAACAAUAUUUUCAGAAUGCAGAAUUAGGAAGACUCAAAUUGGCUCGAGCUGCAGAGAUCGCCUAUAUCAAGGAAAAGAAUGAAUUAGCUCUAAAGUAUAAGGAAGAUGAAACGGAAAUCGAGAAAUCGCGUUUCAUUUCAAUGGUGAAUGCAUUAGGUGCAGAUACACUACGUGCAAUGGCAACAGCCGAAUCAGACCAUAAUCUGAGCAUGUUGAACGCUUUGGCCUACAAAGUACAUUAA
This is a messenger RNA of Schistosoma guineensis, 306 nucleotides long. The record is from the annotation of a GenBank genome assembly. Lineage: Eukaryota; Metazoa; Platyhelminthes; Trematoda; Strigeidida; Schistosomatidae.